UGAGACAUCACAAAGCUCGUGACAUCAUCUGGUUUUACAGAGCUUUAUCAAGUUAGAAUCAGUCAGACCUCAUUUGGUUUAGCCAGUGCCAGCGUUCACAAGUUAUCUCCUGUGAGACGAUUUCGACUUUGUACACGAUGAACAUGGAAAAACAGAAAAACAUGGAUGUAACAUUCAUGCUAGUUCCUCUUAAUGCAGCAGAGAAGAGGAAAAUUAAAAGGAGGAAGGUCAACGGAGGAGAGCCAGUCGUUUUCGUGGAGCCCUCAACCUCCACAAGAAAACGAUUAGAACCAAAGGCUCCUUCGGAACAAGCCAUGAGGAAAAACAAAGGACCUUCAAAAAACCCUGUCAUUUUCCUAGAUAAAUCAGCCUCCACCAAGACACCAGAGGUGAACAUUACUUUUGGGUGUCCAUCAACCCAAAAGAAGCCUGUUUCAGGUCAGUGUUCAGCCUCCAAGAAAGAGGUUGCUUCUCAUUCCAUCAAUGUGAGAAGACAGAGGGAGCCGUAUGUUUCAGGAGAGCGUUCAGCCUCCAAAAAAGAGGCAAAGGCUGCUUCUCAACAACCUGCCGUCCAGACCCAGAUGAGGAAUUGGACCAAACAGAGGGAGCGUAAAGCUAAAGUUCCCUCUGAGGUAUCUGCAACUCUGCCUCGUGUCACAGAGAAAGACAAGCAGAUCAAACCAAAAGAGGUCAUCAGUUUGGUGAGGACCACCUUAGACCACCUGACUGCUGAAACAUUUAAGGACCUUAUGACUAAGCUGCAAAACGUGACAGUGGACUCAGAAGAGAGGUUGAACUCAGUCAUCAACCUCAUCUUUGAGAAGGCCAUGUCGAGGCCAGACUCAUCUGCACUGUACGCCAACAUGUGCCGCUGCCUAACAAAAAUGAUAGUCCCCGCAAAAGACCUGAAACUCCCUGGCAGUUUUCAAACGCUACUUAUCAGGCGCUGCCAGGCUGAGUUUGUGAAGCACCACGGCAAGGAUGAGACCUUUGAGCAGAUGCAGAGUAAAGAUGUAAGUUUAAUUAUCACAACUACCAAAUUCUUGGAAGAGCAAGAGGAAGAGCACCAGCGACUGAGGAAUGAGCUGGACAACGCCGAAGCAUCCAGUCGCUCUGUAUCAAACAUUAAGUUUAUUGCAGAGCUCUUCAGGCUGAAGAUGUUGAGUGAGGCUGCGGUGCAUAGCUGUAUGCAGAGACUCCUAAACAACCAGGACGAAGAGUCUCUGGAGUGUAUCUGUACUCUCCUGAACAGCAUUGGUAAGGAGUUAGAGCUACUGACACCAAAGAAAAUCAUGGACAGUUACUUCAGGAAAGUGGCUGAUAUCAUUAAACAGGGAAAGACGUCAUCAAGAGUGUCUGACCUGCUGAAAAACAUAGCAGAUCUCAGACACAGGAACUGGAUACCUGAAUGCAUAGACAUGGACCAGAUUGUUAUGGAAGAUGAGCAUUCAGGUGACAGUACCAACAGCCUCUCCUCUUCAUCGUCCUCCUCGUCAUCUUCAGGACACUCCACCAUUCAUCAGACAUCUGCUGUGGUACAAUUGUCAUCAGAGUCUGCAGUCUGCAAAGAAGAACCAGCUUUGCCAUCACUGGAUGCGGACUCCAGCUCUGCUAAUCAGCAUAUUCAAGACAGUGAGGAGAGUCACCCGUUUGACAAGCAGAAUGAUAAACAGGAGGAUAAUAGCCACCCAGAGUUGAAUAAAGAAGAGACUCGCCAAACUCUUUCUUUCACUCCAUUUCAACACUCAUUGACCGAGGAUGAGAUGGAGAUCUUCGCAGAGGCUAUAAUUGACAAGUAUCUGAGGACAGAUGACUUGAAAGAGGUGCUGCACAUCGUCUCACACCUCAACAGCCCAUCAGUCCUCUAUAUUUUUGUCAGGAAUGCUGUAGACUUGACGUUCGAGUGUGGCAGCAGGACUCGGCGGCAGGUGGGCAUGUUGCUGCUUGAGCUUGUCAAAUCGGGGGCUCUGCACACAGAGCAGUUCUUCAGAGGAUUGAAGGAGAUCUUGCAGGUCGCGGAUUACAUUUCCACAGAUGUGCCUGAGAUAUGGCUCUGCCUUGCUGAGGUCCUCAGCCCCGUGCUGCAUGAGGGAGGCAUCUCCAUGGCAGAGCUCUUUGGGGAAAUCCAAACUCUUGUGCCUCUUGGACCAGCUGGUGUGCUAUUGGCUCAUAUCCUCACCAUCUUGUCCAGCAGCAUCUCACUGAAGACCAUCAAAGCGAUGUGGAACAACGCUGGAGUCAAAUGGCAGGAUUUCCUUCACAGCGGUGACGACAUCAGAAAGUUUACUGCCAACUGGAAGGUGGAGUACACCGACGGAUAGGAGGCUGACUCUAACAAUCUGUAGAGUUAGACCUCCUCUACUUGUCCACCAACAAAAACACCACCCCCCACAAUCCCUCUACCUCAACUCCAACCUUCCCAAACAUCUCCUUCUCCUCAGCUUUCCUCAAUUGGCCCCUUUCAUUUUUAUUUAACAACAACUCAAAGAAAUUUGUUGUUAAAUAAAAAUGAAUCUAAAUUUGGGCGGCACGGUGGUGCAGUGGUUAGCACUGUCACCUCACAGAAGUUCUGGAUUCAAACCUGCUUCUUUCUGUGUGGAGUUUGCACGUUCUCCCCGUGUCAGCGUGGGUUUCCUCCGGGUUGUCCGGUUUCCUCCCACAGUCCAAAGACUUGCAGGUUAGGUUAAUUGGUGACUCUAAAUUGCCCCUUGGUGCGAAUGUGAACGUUUUUGUCUAUAUAUGUCAACUGCGAUCAAAUGACGACCUGUCCAGAUGACCUGUGUGGAUAAGAAAUAUUGGAUUGAAAUCUCUGGUUCCUUUGUCUUCAAACAUUAUACCUUUAUAUUGCAUAUCCCUAUUUUAACACUGCUAGGUACAGUAAGCAAUAUACUAUAAUGUUACAUCACAAAUACCAUCAAAGGAACUAUUUUAACAAAUAUGAGUGGGGAAAACAAUAAAAAAUAUUUCCAUUUAGCUGAUGUCUCCUGUUGUUGCAAAUACACUUUUAUUCUGUUUUCAUUUCUUUAGUUGUUGCACAAUUCAGUGUCUAGGUUUUUGUGCCACUGAGAGCAACAUGGCUGCAAAGCAAGUUUUGGUGACAAAGAGUUAAUAGUCAACAAUCUUUCCAAUAUGAAUAAAAAUUAGAUUCAGGUGAAAUCAAAUGAGCCAAAAAAUGACAAAGGAGGAGCUUUAUGUAUUAAUUCUCUAUUAAUAUCCUUAGAGGCCUCUUCACUGAGACAAUGACUCAAAUCACCACCAAACAUGUUUAUUGACUGCGUGACUUACCUGUUAAAACAUGCUGACAGGUAAACACACAUACUCAGUCUGCUGUCAUAUGUAAUAUGAUAUUAACCUCAAAGUCAUUUUGUAGAGGUGUAUUUUGGGCCUCUGUAUGAUGGCUGGCUUUUCUCCCCACUUCAGAGUUUGGCUGUUCAUAACCCAUCCCUUUACUGAAGUUAAUCCACUUCAACUCUUAAAGAUUGCUCUCUAAUGGCAGGUGAACAAUUUUAUUGACAAAUCAUGAGAGCUUAAAGUGUGAAUUUUACUCUUGAUACACAAAUAAAAGUUUUAAAAACAUAAAAUGUUUUAGAUCAUAUCUACCGGGAGGAAAUUACUGAGAGCUCUGAACAAAAUUAUACAUUUGGUCAUACCAACCACCAACCAAAAUAUUAGAAAUAACAUUAAGCAAAAAGAUUGGGUGUCUUUUUAAAAUUAUCAGUGAAACAGCUUCUUAUUAAAUUGGUUUUAUAUUAUGUGUUAUACCUGCUAAACAUCAGCAUGUUUGCAUUGUCAUUGUGAGGAUGUUAGCCCACCGAUGUUAGCAUUUAGCUCAAAGCACAAAUGGGCCUUUAUACAGCUUAAAAGAGUUGCUAGCAUGGAUGUAGCCUCUCUUGUCUCCUAUCUUGUUUCGAUCCCAGCUUACAUUCUACUUAUCAUCAGGUAACUCAUGCCUGAUAGAAACAAUACAAGACAGAAACUGAAGAAGAGAAGGUUAACAGAGACUAAAAGAGAAACAUGUUGAAAUAGAGACAUGAGCUUCCUUAAAGGGGACAGAUCAUGCACAUUCUGGUGUCUAUAUUUUUUUUCUGGGGCUAUACUGGUAUAUCUUUGCAUGGUUUACAGUUCAUUACACUGGCCCUUUAUGCUGCCCCUCAGUUCAGCAUCUAAAACAGACCGUUUUAGCUCCUGUCUGUCUAAGGCCCCCAUCCUGAUGAGACCACACUCUUCUAAUUGGCUAGUUUCAGGAAGCUGUUCCUCAGCUGACUUCUGCUGGAUCCGGAGCAUGGAUGUAUAAUAAAACCUGGAUACAGCGCCGCUGCUCAGCCUUGCUUCUAAAUCUGCCCAGUGGUCACCUGUGGUAUUGUAGUGAAAAAGUCCCCUGUGGCCCAAAAAGCAUUUUCUCCAUAGAC
Thunnus maccoyii (southern bluefin tuna) is the source of this 4409-nucleotide messenger RNA. RefSeq names its product eukaryotic translation initiation factor 4 gamma 1-like. The record is from RefSeq and is a predicted model, not a curated record. Bases 138 to 2321 code for a protein of 727 amino acids. Lineage: Eukaryota; Metazoa; Chordata; Actinopteri; Scombriformes; Scombridae. The transcript has 2 exons. Gene Ontology annotation, cellular component: eukaryotic translation initiation factor 4F complex. Gene Ontology annotation, molecular function: mRNA binding; translation initiation factor activity; protein binding.